This is a messenger RNA of Spirometra erinaceieuropaei, 1126 nucleotides long. The record is from the annotation of a GenBank genome assembly. Lineage: Eukaryota; Metazoa; Platyhelminthes; Cestoda; Diphyllobothriidea; Diphyllobothriidae.
AUGCGUCUGCAGGUCAGCCCGGCCAACUGGGAAGAUCUCGACCGAGAACGGCCGACCUGGAGGACAACACUGAAGACAGGCACAACGAUCUACAAAGCCAACCGCAUCAUCGCGGCCAAAACCAAACGCGAGGUUCGCAAAUCUCAAAUGCGCCCACCUCGCAACACCAACGCUCAACCAUCCCCGACCUGCCCACGCUGUCAGCGGACAUUCCGGGCGCUAAUCGGCCUUGUAGGACAUCCUCGUACCAACUGCAGCGCCCGGACUACACCAGCUGCUGUCUCCGCACCCACGCCGACAACUGACACUGACGGCGCUCCAGAAUCCCCACCACCAUCCUCCUCCUCCUCCAUUGCUUCGACAUCCGCUACGGCGGCUCCUGUACCCACCACCGCUGCACACAAUCCUGACAUACCAACGAGCAUCAACCACCCCCCCCCCCUCCUCCCCUACCAACAAUGUCAGCAAUGUGGACUCGAUUCAUACCUUUCAUCAUUGCAAGCGCGCCUUCACCUCACAUAUCGGCCUGGUCAGUCACCUGCGAAUCCGUCCCCCAAAGACCGGAGAACCAGUGCCUGGAGCAUCAAUCUACACUCGCCGCUUUCGUCUCCACUGUCCCCGCACAUUCACUCCCCACAUAGGUCUUUUCAGUCACAUGCGUAUCCGCGAGGGCGGAAUAGACCGCAGUCUCGACACACCUGGCACCUCGUGCACAUCAACCAUGCCCUGCUCAAUCCGCACCCCACCGGCCAGCAUGCCCACCACCAUCAAAUCCGCCGCAGCCAGCACAUCUUGCGCACCCACCAUGCCUAGCCCAACGCACACACCGUCGCCCAGCCUGUCCACCACCAGCAUCUCCACCACUGUCAACAUCUCCGAAACCAACACUGACACCGCCGAAAUUUCCUGUCCACACUCACCUCCCACAUUUACCGCACACAUCGGCCUGGUCGGUCACUUGCGGAUCCAUCGCACAGAGACUAGCGAACCAGUGCAUGAAGCGCCCACAUACGCUCGCCGUAUCCGCCUCAGCUGCCCUCGCUGCACCCACACAUUCAUCCACUGCAUGGCCCAAUUAGGCCACAUGUGCAUUCACGAAAACCUGCGGCAGACAAUUGCCGGCUAA